UAGAAUUGUUGUUGACGUUAGCGUCAAUCCUUUAGCUGCUACGGCUGCAGCCGGAGGCCUCUUUUUCUGUCUUUCGCUCGCUUUCUUUGUAUAAUAAUAUUCUUGCUACGACCAUGGAGUCUGGCGAAGGAGGACGAGGAGGGUGGAUGUCAAGACCAGCUCAGCAGCAAAAAAACAAGAUGAACAUGAAUAUCCUUCGCCAAGAGAAGCUGAUAGCUCAGAAGAAAAAGGAGAUUGAAGAACGAAUGGCAGAGCAAGCAAAGCUGAACGCUCAGACAACAAGCAAGUCCCUGCCUCCAAGCAGUUUGCCCAUCCCACAGGGAGCUACUUCGAACAAAUUUGCAAAUGAUGGAAGCUUCUUACAGCAGUUCAUGAAGAUGCAAAAAGAGAAAGCUAAUAACGUCUCAGAGUCCACCUGUGACCCCAAGGCUCCUUUAAGUUCAACUUCCUCUCCGCCAGGAAACGCUUUGCAGAAAAAGAGCGCGGUGGUUGCCCAGCGGCCUGCGAUUAAAGUUAGUAAAAUGAUUAGUCAGUUCAAGACCUACUCCCAGCCCAAGAAGAACCCUGUUCUCAGCCAAAGGCCUAGCGUGUUUUCCCAUCCUGACGAGGACGAUGAGGAAGAGGAGACGGAUUACUCCAAGUUCCUGGAGAUGAAAGUCCCUCCCCCAGCGGAAUCAAGCACCAGACUCAUUAUCAACAAGAUGGCCUCUUUCGUGGCCGAGGGAGGACCCGAGCUGGAGAAGAAGGCAAUGGAGGACUACAAAGAUGAUCCUAUGUUCUCGUUCUUAUUUGAUAAAAGCAGCUUGGAGUAUCUGUACUUCAAACACCGAGUUGCAGUUUUGAAGAAGGAUUUGCAGGAACGUGAGAAUAAAUCCGAAAAUGUCUCCCCCCCAGUGGACGCGGAAACCCAGCAAAUCGUUGAAAAUCUGGCCCGGUUUGUGGCGGAGGGUGGCCCAGAGGUCGAAGCCAUCGCCAUUGAACGCAACAGAGACAAUCCUUCAUUCAGCUUUUUAUUCGAGCAGCAAAGUCCGGCCUACCUUCUCUACAGAAAGAAACUACAGGAGUACCGUUCUACGUCUGAGAGCUCUUCACCGCCACCAGCAGAUUCCAGGACAGAUGUUCAGCGGCCAGCUGUGUCCUCAGUAAGGGGAAUCUCUCCGAAGCUGAACAGCUCCCCAGUGCCUCAAAGUCAGGAAUCAGAAACGCCUCCCGUCAAACGAAAGAGGAAGAGCAGAUGGGGGUCUGAAGACGACAAAGUGCAGCUGCCAGUUCCUCCGAUUGUUAUUCCCCAAGAUGUUAAUGUUCCAGACCCUAACACACCCUCUCUAUCCGUUCAGGAGCUGAGUGGUCUCGGUUAUAAGAAGGGAAAGCCUCUCGGUUUGGUCGGAGUGACUGAACUGUCUGACGACCAGAAGAAACAAAUCAAGGAACAACAAGAGAUGCAAGAGAUGUAUGAGAUGAUCAUGAAGCACAAACGGGCGAUGGCAGACAUGCAGAAGUUGUGGGAGAAAGCCAUUAGAGAGCACCAGCAUGAAUAUGACAGUGACGAAGAGCUGGACCAGGAGGCUGGCACCUGGGAGCAUCAGCUGAGAAAGAUGGAAAUGGAGAAGACGCGUGAGUGGGCGGAGUCUCUGACAGAAAUGGGGAAAGGGAAGCAUUUUAUUGGAGACUUCCUUCCCCCUGAAGAGCUGGAUAAAUUCAUGGAAACAUUCAAGGCUCUCAAGGAAGGCCGGGACCCAGAUUACUCAGAGUAUAAGGAGUUUAAGUUGACGGUGGAGAAUCUUGGUUUCCGGAUGCUCAUGAAGAUGGGCUGGCAGGAAGGAGAAGGCCUGGGCAGUGAAGGACAGGGAAUCAAAGCUCCUGUUAACAAGGGAACCACCGCGAUGAACGGAGCCGGGUUCGGAAUCGAGCGCCCAGCUGAGCUAACAAAGGGAGAUGAUGAGUACGACGCUUUCAGAAAGAGGAUGAUGCUUGCCUACCGCUUCAGGCCCAAUCCCCUGAAUAAUCCACGGAGGCCAUAUUACUGAUACAGAGGACGGUUUUUGUUUAUGCUCGUCAUCAAUUGUAACUAAAACAUUAGUUUGUGCAUCUGCUGCUCAUAUGCUUGGUUUUUAAAAUGUUUGACAGUAGAAAUCUUUGAAGUCUUGUCUGUGUAAGAAAAAGACCGAGAACAUUUCAAAUCUGGAAACUGCAAGGAAACGUUUGCAUAUUACACUAAAACGCCAGGUUUCUAUAAAAAUUUACCAACCUGUUACAUUGCGAAGGAAUUUGUGUAGCAUGAUGAAAACAUAAGCAGACUUGCAUCAUCUGGCUUUCAAAUAGUCACUCCAGUUUCAAUUGGCUCCCUUACAGAUCUUUGCACUUUUAUCUAAAAUAACAGUUUUGCAUAAGUACACAAUCUUCUGCAAAAUCCUCACAUUGAGUGAAGUUGUCACUUUGCUGUAAUUAUUAUUACGUAUCAGUAAUGAAUUCACAAUAAAAGGACCCUUCUUUGAAUUGUA
Fundulus heteroclitus (mummichog) is the source of this 2501-nucleotide messenger RNA. RefSeq names its product SURP and G patch domain containing 1 (gene sugp1). The record is from RefSeq and is a predicted model, not a curated record. The transcript has 14 exons. Gene Ontology annotation, molecular function: RNA binding. The coding region runs from base 114 to 2027 and encodes 637 amino acids. Gene Ontology annotation, cellular component: nucleoplasm. Gene Ontology annotation, biological process: RNA processing. NCBI's taxonomy places the organism in Eukaryota, Metazoa, Chordata, Actinopteri, Cyprinodontiformes, Fundulidae.